UUGAUAUAAAUUUGUUUAAACGAAAUAAAUUAAUAAUAAAAAUAAUAAUAACAAACGCGAGUACCGGGAAUAAAAUGUUCCCUUAAAUCCUGCUUCUCUUAAAUAAAAGAAAAUAAAAAUAAAUUAAAUUAAAUUAAGAUAAAAUAAAAUAUUAUGCCGAUGGUCACGCGUACUUCGUGUAUUUUUAACUAGUCAAGAAGCUAAGUUUAUCCUAUAGAAUAUAAACGGUCAUAGAUCACACACGAUCUCAGAAUUUUCCCGAGAACUAUGACGGCAACGUUGACAUUUCCAAAGUGACGCGAGUAAGAUCGAUUAUCAUUCGUUUCGAUCGUAUUAUCGACGAUGAUACGCAUGUGUGUGUGUGUUGUGUUUCUCUAUUUUUUUAUUUGUCCCCUUAAUCCAUUCAAUUAGAACUUGUGAAAUAAUUUGUGAAUUAGGAAGAUUUAAUAUAAAGAAUACGGAAAGAAUAUAAGAAGAAAAAAACGAAAAAAAAAACGAAAAAAAAAGAAAAAAUAAUUAUGAGAUUCAUCGUCAAUCGUCAAUCGUCAAAGAUAAAUCUCCCCCGAAAAGAUUUUCAAUUUGUCGAAUCACGAUGGGACGAAAACAUAAGCGUCGUUUAAUACCGGAACAGGAUCGUAGAAUAUGCGGUAGCAUAUGUUUUUGCCAAUUUACCAUUGUCAUCAGUUGCGUGGCUUUGGUUUACCUCAGCGUAGCAAUUUAUAUGCCGUCGCAUAGAGCUUUUCACGCCGGUAUAGAUCCAGAUCCGGUAAUGUGCCAAACGGUUAAUGCCACUUUGGUAAAUAACUGCAUAUGGGCGAGUUGCGGUGAAUGGUGCUUGACGAAAACAACCGGCUUUUGUCCGCAAAUACACGCAACUGUCAGACAAAAUGGGACGGAUGUGAUCUUUGAAAAUUGCACCAAGUUCAACAGUAUCUCUUGUCCUAAAGUUAACUUGGGGAAUUUAAAGAAAUACAAUUGCAACAAUGGCAGCGAGUGCAGUACACUAUCCGGUGUAUUUAAUUGCAGUUUAGGACAUUGUUCUAACAUGAGCGAACUGAUGCUUUGUCAUUACAAAGCUGAUGGUAUAUUUGUCGACAGUGAAAAGGACAAUAUGAAAUUGAAUGGUUUUUUCAGUUGUCAAAAUUCCAAAUGUACCAAAAUAAGAAAACCAUUCUCGUGUGAUAGAUAUUGUCCGAAAAUCGUUACAAAGGAUAUCAACAUUUAUCUAAUGCAAGAUGACAACGUUAUAACUGCUAAAUGUUCUCAAGGAUUGGCAAUGAACAAAGCUAAUGGAAAUUUACCUGGUAUGAGGCUUACAGAACCUGUCAAAAUUUGGGACGAGGAUGAUGGUAGCAUAAUUGCCAGUUGUUUGACAGUAAACAGAAAAGGAAACGUCAUUAGAACGGAAGAUUGCGUGAACGGCACAUCAUUGAAUAAAGUCACGAUUCCUCAUCACUAUGUCAAUUUUACAACGUUUCUUAAUAUUUAUGAGCAAAGUCUUCAAUAUCCCGUGGAUUCAGAAAAUUUUUAUAUGCCGGCCCAACGAUCUCUGACAAUCUACAAUAAUUCGCGUUUGUAUAUAAACCUAGAGGGUUGCGUAAACACUCUUAAGGGUGAAUGUCGUGAUUUUCUCAAGAGCCACGGACGAGAUGGCGACAAUCAAACGGCUCAAAGUAGAUAUCCCUGUUACUACAAUAAGAACGACUCGUUCUUCGUCGUGGCACGUUUCGAUUUGAAUAAAACUAAAACGGAAUUACUCAUAGCUAUCAUAGUACCAUCAGGACUGUUCGUUAUCAGCUUGACAACCUUGAUCGUGAUAACACGUUCAGUGCAAGUCGGUGACGACGCUAAGAUGCGAUGUAGAUAUUGCACGGAGAAAAAUGAGGACGAGGGCGAGGACGAAGGGUUGGUUGAAGGUACUACACCUACUACUACUACUCCUUUAGAUCAUACCAAUGAAAAUGAGAUCAGAAGUAUGGCACUUUAGCAGUUUAAACCGCUCGGUAUGAGCAAUUUCUUGAAAUACGAAAGAUUACCGUUGAUCGACACGGACGAAGCCGAGGAUUCCUUUUAAAAAAAGGUAAAUCAAAUCUAAUAAUAAUAAUAAUAACAAUAAUAAUAAUAACACGACGAAACAUCGAAAUACGUUCAGGUGUAAAAAAAAGAAAAGUAUUUAUUAUUUAUACGCGAAAAACAUAAACAAAAUUAUUAUGUUAUUACGUAAGGAGAAGAACAAUAAUUCAUUUCUUAAAGAAAAACAUUUUGUCUUCCCGGUGUGAAAUGAUAAAGGAAAAUUUACAAAUUUAUUAUUUAACAAAAUUCUCAACAUAUAAAAAUUCAAUACGUAUACUCGAAC
Polistes dominula (European paper wasp) is the source of this 2356-nucleotide messenger RNA. RefSeq names its product tipE homolog 4 phospholipid transfer protein (gene Teh4). Gene Ontology annotation, molecular function: sodium channel regulator activity. The record is from RefSeq and is a predicted model, not a curated record. Gene Ontology annotation, biological process: regulation of sodium ion transport. NCBI's taxonomy places the organism in Eukaryota, Metazoa, Arthropoda, Insecta, Hymenoptera, Vespidae. Gene Ontology annotation, cellular component: plasma membrane.